Molecule: messenger RNA, 5341 nt
Organism: Micropterus salmoides (largemouth bass)
Lineage: Eukaryota; Metazoa; Chordata; Actinopteri; Centrarchiformes; Centrarchidae
Gene: oga
Product: O-GlcNAcase
Exons: 19
Coding region: 354-3191 (945 amino acids)
Biological process (GO): glycoprotein metabolic process
Molecular function (GO): beta-N-acetylglucosaminidase activity
Source: RefSeq, a predicted model, not a curated record
UGCGCACUCGGUGUAAACAGGAAGAACCGACUAAAACCAGGGCAAAUCUGGAAGAAAAAUGUUCGGACAAAACGAACAGGCGUCUUGUUUUUCCGGAUAAAUUAACCAGCAUAACUUUUGUACUCUACCAGCUGAUAGUAAUUUCGAUUACAUCUUGUAGAAGUAGGUGCAGUUUUUUCGACAAUUUUGAUAGACGCUAAUGCCGUAAGAAACCUAACGUUAGACAGAGAGUGACGCGAUAUAUUUCCUUUAGGUUUUGCUCUUGCGAAUUUGUCUGCUAGACUGCAUUUUACUCAGUGCUCUCUGAAGUCGUCUGAAUUGUGUGAUUUUUCAGCCGAGGAAAAUCUCUAAAAAUGGUUCAAAAAGAUCAGACGCUGGAGACCCCUCCAGUGGACGGCGAGCCGAGCCCCAGCCCAGUCUCCGGAGAGGCUUGUGCUGAGGCCCCCGGCCCGGUGGGAGAGUCCGGCAUUGCAGUCGAGCCGACGGGCCACAGAAAAUUCAUAAGUGGAGUCGUGGAAGGCUUUUAUGGUCGACCAUGGACAAUGGAGCAGAGGAAAGAGUUGUUCAGAAGACAACAGAAAUGGGGACUGAAUACAUACCUGUAUGCACCCAAAGAUGACUACAAACACAGAAUGUUCUGGAGAGAGCUGUACUCAGUGGAAGAAGCAGAGCAACUUAUGACUUUAAUUGGCGCUGCUAAGGAGCAUGGGAUAGAGUUCAUCUAUGCCAUUUCUCCUGGACUGGACAUCACCUUCUCCAAUCAGAAAGAGGUUUCUGCACUCAAGAGGAAACUUGAUCAGGUUACUCACUUUGGCUGCAAGUCAUUUGCCUUACUUUUUGAUGACAUUGACCACAACAUGUGCCCUGCUGACAAAGAGGUGUUCAGCUCAUUCGCGCAUGCUCAGGUUUCCAUUACCAAUGAAAUCUACCAGUACCUGGGAGAGCCUGAAACCUUCCUCUUCUGUCCCACAGAGUACUGUGGAACAUUCUGCUACCCAAAUGUCUCACAGUCCCCCUACCUCCACACAGUAGGUGAAAAGCUACUGCCUGACAUUGACGUUCUAUGGACAGGCCCCAAGGUGGUGUCCAAAGAUAUUCCAGUGGAGUCUAUUGAGGAGGUGUCAAAAAUCCUAAGAAGAGCCCCUGUUAUCUGGGACAACAUUCACGCCAAUGACUAUGACCAAAAGAGGCUUUUCUUGGGUCCAUACAAAGGCCGCUCCACAGAGCUCAUUCCCAGGCUGAAGGGAGUCCUCACCAACCCUAAUUGCGAGUUUGAGUCCAACUUUGUAGCUAUCCACACUCUGGCCACCUGGUACAAGUCUAAUAUGAAUGGGGUGCGCAAGGAUAUUGUCAUGACGGAUGGUGAGGAUAGCACCGUGUCCAUCCAGAUAAAGUUAGAGAAUGAGGGCAGUGAUGAAGAACUGGAGACAGAUAUGCUCUACAGCCCACAGCUUGCUCUAAAACUGGCUCUUACAGAAUGGCUGGGGGAAUUUUGUGUUCCUCAUCAAUACAACAGCCGACAGGUGCCUCAGAGUGGUGCUAAGAGCGCAGCCAUCGACGUGUCGUCCAUGGCUGCUCCCUCUCUGUGCUCUUCCACAACAGUCACAACUGUGUUCCAGCAGCCUAUCAUGUCUCCAGCCAUGCCGCCUCUUUGUCUGGAUCCACUCUCACACCCCAUGGCAAAAAGAGCUCAGGAGGUUGAGGAGGUGGAGGUGGAGAAGAAGGAUUCAGAUGAGGAGCCCAUGGAGAUGGUGGUUGAGAAGAUGGUAGAUGAGCCAGAGACAGAAGCAGAAGGCGUCCCAGAGGAGAAGCACGUUGGUCCUAUCUUAGCCGACAAGAUGGCUGAGGACCUGAAGCCCAUGGAUACAGACAAGGAGAGUCUGGCAGAGUCAAAGUCCCCUGAAGAGUCUAUCCAGGAGGACUCUGGGAGCGAUAUCGCCCCUAUGCAGACAGAUGAUCAGCUCAAACAGGUGUCACAAACAUUUGAAGUGUUUGUGCCUGGGCCCGACGAGAAGCCCCUGUACAAAGCAGAGCCCCUCACUAUUGAGGACCUGAGCUUGCUGGCAGAGCUCUUCUACUUGCCUUAUGAACAUGGAAACAAGGCCAUGCAGAUGUUAAAGGAGUUCAACUGGUUAAGAGCUAACAGCAGCGUCGUCAGUGUCAACUGCAAGAGAAAGGAGACUGAAAAGGUGGCAGAAUGGCAAAUGAGGGCAGAGAAGUUUGAGGAGAUGUGCUGCUCAGUCAUCCAGAUGUUCACACGGCUGUCCAAUUCAGCCAACCGCACCAUCCUAUACGACCUCUACUCUUACAUCUGGGACAUCAAGAGCAUCAUUUCUAUGGUCAAGUCUUUUGUCCAGUGGCUAGAUGGAAGAAUCCACAGUACAAGUUUCUACUGCUAUUGGAUCGACAGUGGCCGAUGGUGUCGUAGUCAGUCCUCAGCACAAUUCCUUAGAGGAGACCAAGAGCCCUGGGCCUUUAGGGGAGGUCUAGCAGGAGAGUUCCAGAGAUUGUUGCCAAUCGAAGCGGCAAACGAUCUUUUCUACCAACCUCCACCUUCAAUGCCAACCUCCAAACUCUAUUCCAUAAGGCCAUACUUUCCCAAAGAUGAGGCUGCGGUUUAUAAAAUCUGUAAAGAAAUGUACUGUGAAGGAAUGGAAGAUGUACCUUUCUCUGAUGAGGAUCCUGACCUCAUAGGAGACAGGUUAGUAGGAGGUCUCCUGACGCUAAGUUCAGAGUAUGGGUUUGUGCUAGAGGAUGAUGAAGGGAUUUGCGGUUAUGCUCUUGGUACAGUGGAUGUCGAGCCCUUCAUCAAGAAAUGCAAGUUGAGCUGGAUCCCCUUCAUGCAAGAGAAAUACCACAAACCGGACUGUCAGAAAGACCUGACAGAGGCUGAGAAGAUGAUGCUGAGUUUCCAUGAAGAGGAGGAGGGUCUUCCAGACUCUUUCCACUCCAACUUUCCCUCUCUCAUAAAGGUUGACAUUCACGCCAAAGUCACUGACCCCAGUGUGGCCAAAAGCAUGAUGGGAUGUCUUCUAUCUUCUCUCAAGGCCAACGGGUCCCAUGGUGCGUUCUGUAAGGUUCGUCAGACUGAUAAGAGAAUGUUGGACUUCUAUAGUAAGCUAGGAUGCUUUGAAGUGGCCAAAAUGGAGGGCUUCCCCAAAGACGUCAUCAUUAUGGGACGCAGCCUAUGAAGAAACGUCCUGCUACAAUAACAGAGACAGAGAGCAAGUCAACGUGGCUUGAACAUGUUUGCUACCUUCAUGAGAAAAACUUCCAUGAUGAUUUUAUACUACAUUACCAUCAGGGCUAGCCCCGAGAAAACCUCUUUUUAGGAUUUGUGUACAGAAGCACAGCAGUCGCACACACAGAUUCCCUGUGCUGCCCUUAGAUAUUAUGGCUCUGUUGGAGUCAGCAGAUCUGAAGCUAAAAGGCAGAGGAGUGAUCUGUAGUCUGCUGAUUUGAGCCAGCAUGGAAGAGUGGCACUCCAGCAUUGAUUUCUGGGGUGCCACUACUCGUAUACCUCCAGGAGGCAGGAAGUGAUAACUCCAUAAGCCUUUUUCUGAUUUAAACCCGUAGCCAUUUCAUGGAAAGCGCCCGCAUGCCCUAACGCAAAGUGUCUGUACCUGAAAUGGAAGCAGAGCUGUGAAAUGAGGGCGGCCUGUGUCUCAGGUAGUGUCUCGCUACCCCUGCGUCCUGCUUCCCCAGCUUUAACAUAGAGAAAUAACACAGCUGCCAACAGAAGUAGGACACUUUCAUACAGGAUGUGAGGUGCUACGUGAGGGUUUGCCUUCCAUCAUCACAUCGUGGUAUUUCCACAACAGACUUGGAGAAAGAAGCCUUUUAUGUGGCUUGUCUCGAACAAAAAGUGAUGAGUAUAAGUAGGAAAUUUUAUAGUUUUCCGUGUGAAAAUCUUAAUCAAAGAUUGUGACACACCAGCAAGGGAAAAGUAUUUGUUGAGACUGUAAAGAAAAUUAAACCAGGAGGUCCUCAGAAUUUCAAUUGAAGUAAUAGUAGACAUUUGGAAAGCACGAGGAAAGCUACCAGGUUUACAAACAUGGUUCUCAGUCAGUUUCUGUUCAGUGCUUUGCUUGUGGCCAUUUAUUAUUUUUUAUAAUUCUGCUGUUUUUUGUGCUAUUGCCUUUUGGUUCAUUGCUUUUUGUAUUUUAGGUUUAUAUUGCAGGCCCCAGUGUCUACUGUGUAAAGGCUUUCUAGCAUGUGUCACUCAGACAGAGCUAGAAGGAAUUUUUUUUUUUUUUUGGACAUCUGCCUUGUUGUUGCUCAAAUUCCAGAGAUGUAGCUUGACAAUCGCAUGUCUUAGUUUUGCCCUGCCAGAUCCAGGAGGUCACUGUCAGAGAAAGCUCAGACCAUCUCAGCAGCAACAACCCUCCUGUGAUCGUAAAGCUGCUCAGUUUCUUCUUAACCACUAAUUCCAAACCUGACUUGUAAAGCAGCAGGUGAUCUGACCUGUGUUCUAGAGAUGUGCUGUGCUGGAAAGUUAUCUUUUGCUUGUCAUCGGUAAUAGAAAGUUAUAAGUUUUCAACUAUCAUCUUGCACCCCUCCCUUGCAUUGUUUCAGCAUUCUCUGGAAUGAAAGUCUUCUCAGUUGAACCUUGCCAAGCACCCUUGGUAUCGCAGAGGUUGUUAAAUCCAGUCACCAAAGUGACACUGACUCCCACACUGUUGAACUGUUAAGGUGUGGCAGGGCUUGGAGCAGAAAUUCCGAGGCCUUUUCCUAUUUGUCCAUGUUGAAUGUUUUAUAUUCUGACUCGUUUCCCAUUUGUUUUUGUAAAUGUAUGUAGUUAAUUUAAAAUAAAAGCAGUUGGGACUAUUGAUAGGAGUGUUCUGCUGGUUUCAUGUGGAUCAUCAGUUGCUCUCCAGUGGCUGCUGCCAAUGUGAUGUUUUGAUACUGUGUACAUUCAUAAUGUGCAUGAGGUGUACUGAAAUUGGUGUGGCGGUCAUUAGAAUAACCUCAUCUUGUGCUACAUAGAGCAAGAAGCAUGCCACUCACCUUUAUGAGCACAAUACUGUAGUUGGUAGACAGUGCUAACGCUGUCAAUCAUAAAGUGUUAUUAUUUUGUAUAUCUCUAUAGAAACUGUGGCUAGCAUUCUGUUGUCCUUGAAGGAAAAGAAAAUGCUGGCCUUCUAAUGAUGCCCUGUCCUGUUUUCCGCAAGGUGUGAAACUCACCAAACGAUCUCUCCUGAAAUGACAGCAGAACUUUCAGGCUUGUUUUAAACGGUUCAUUUGCAGUUUGUUGAUUGGGAGGGGGGCUCAUAAAAAGUGACAGUUUACCAUGUAAAACCUGUAUGUAAAAUACAUAAUAUUAAAAACUAAUAAACUAUAA